AUGCCUUUGCCAACAUUACUAGAUGCAGAAAAUAAAGAGCUAUUUAUGAGAGUUUUAAAUUUCUCGUAUCCUUUAACGAUUGAAAAUGUUCAAAAUGAGCAAUGUGGUGUACAACUUUUUAUGCGUUUUCCCACGACGUCUGAUUCGGGUAUCGAGAUUAAUUUUAAGACCGACAUGAUGUAUUUACCCCCGGGUUCCUAUACGUUACAGAAACUUCUUGAUACCUUGAACACAUUUGUCGCCGAAUAUGACGUGAAUUUUACAAUUUUAAAUAAUGCCCGCGUUGGUGUAACGUACAAUAUCGAACGUGAAUAUUGGCAUUCUGACGUAACUGUAAAAAGAAUUUCAACAAAACCACCCCAUCAAAUAUUCAACGUUUUUACCCAAAAUACCGACGAGGGGGACGAAUUUGAAAUGGUCUUUACUGAAUCGUUGGAAUAUAUGCUAGGUUUGCGAGAAAUAAAGGUUCAUCCGGAUGUUGUCGAAACAAAAUCGGAAUGGGAAAAAGGAUCGUUUUAUUUUCCACAACAUAUGCGGCAACUAAACAAAAAUUGGUACCAUUUUAUGAAUAAAGCAAAUGCGGGUGGAGAUAAUAAAUUUGCUUGUUCAUUCAUGGGUAAAGCCCUUCCUGAUAUUUCCAACGGUAUUGAUAAAAUGUUUGUAUAUUGUGAACAAUUGGAAAUGUCUGUUGUUGGCGAUACAUAUGCGCCCUUGUUGGCUAUCAUACCCUUAAACGGUAGCGAUCGGGGUAGUGGUGCAUUGUGUACAUAUACACCGCCGAGUACACGCCGUAGAUUAAUCAAAAGUAAAAUUGAUCAAUUUAAAGUUACAAUCUACGAUACAACGCAUACGCUAAUACCGUUUAGCAGUGGGACUGUGAAUAUCGAGUGUGUUGUGGAAUAAGAAAAAAUGUUAAAAAUCGAUUUAGAAGUAAAAGCCGAUCGUCCUAAAGAACUUGUACCCGUAAAAUAUGAAUACAGCUCGGAAGUUAAAGCACAAUUGUCACAUAAAUUAAUGUAUUACACUGUGGCACAUGUUACGGGUCUAUUGGGGGGUUAUAAAUUAUCGGUAGCACGAAAAUGGGAUGUUACUAACAAACUAACUGGUCGUGAAAGUCCCGCCACAGGUGGUGGUUAUUUUUACAAUGGUAAAGAUUACGGUAUGUUUCGUGGAAAGACAGUUCGACAUUAUUAUACCCUAAAACGAUAUUUAUUAUUUGAACGAUUUGAACAAGUGCCUAAUAACCGUAUAAUAAUUCCUGUAUCAAAUUCAACGGUUAAAGCACCGCUUCCAAAUUGUUUAUUGACCGUACGAAAUGUUGCUGAUUUAGACGAGAAUGUGAAAUUUAUUUUUGAACGAACAGCGGGCUAUGAAGCGGAUAGUUUUGCAUUGGCUGCAGAUGUAAUAAACCGGUCAAAAUUAUCCAUUGUUUUGAAUAUAUACGAUGAAAUAUAAUCAAAUAAUCAUUCACAAUGCAGCAAGCAGACUACGUAAAGCUGUUAAAAGGCGGUGGUACACGUUAUAAGGGGACAUGUUUGUUUGUGUUACCGGGUAAAGCAUCAACCGUUGAAGAACGUGCUGCCGGUAAAAUUUGUCCGCCACCCCAGUUAAAUCCGGGUUACGCGCCAAAUCCUAAAAUACAAAGGGUUGGUAAAAUACAACCAAGAGCUGCUAAACAGCAAACAUUGCAAACUGGUGUACGUGCAGGCACAGCUGUAGCUCCGGAAAUUUUAAAAUUAAUCUAUGGGUAG
Molecule: messenger RNA, 1751 nt
Organism: Paramuricea clavata
Lineage: Eukaryota; Metazoa; Cnidaria; Anthozoa; Malacalcyonacea; Plexauridae
Source: the annotation of a GenBank genome assembly